Messenger RNA from Paramecium sonneborni, 1777 nucleotides. NCBI's taxonomy places the organism in Eukaryota, Ciliophora, Oligohymenophorea, Peniculida, Parameciidae. The record is from the annotation of a GenBank genome assembly.
AUGUCUCUACCAAUUCAAUCAGAUAAAUUAGAUCAAUUUUACUCAUAUUCUAGUUCAAAUGUUAAUUAUGAAACAUAAAAAAAGUAUAGAAUUAUUUUCAUUAUUUUAGAAAAUUCUCUUAGCUUGAUUUUAAAAAUCUACUAAUCAAACUUUUAGGAUAGGAAGAAGUUGAAUAAUUUAAAUUAGAAUAAUAGUUAAGCUUGAAUGAUUAACAUCAUAAUUAAGAUUAAUAAGUUGUAUCUAUACCUAUUUAUUUUCAUCCGACCCUAUAUGGUAUUUCAAUUGAUAUUAUUUACAAAUAAAAUUAAAUAUGCAUUAAGAGCUACCUAACCAAAAUGGAUUUAUCACCUUUAUAUGCUUCUGACAAAGUAUUUUAUUAAAUUAAUAGAAUAUAAUCAAUCUCAUAAGUUUUUAUGCUCUUAAAUAGAAUGAUAAAUUACACAACGGUUCUUUAAGUAUUGACCCAUUUACAGGAUUAUUCCAAUUUAAAACAUUAGUUAAUAUCUCAUUCUAUGAACAAAUAAAUUUUAGUGAAAACUUUUUAGAAUGUUUAAGAUUCAAUAUUUAAGAACAUAAAGAAGUAAUGAAAGAUUAAAUUCCUUAUAUACUUUAUUAAAUGAACAAAAUAAAAUUUAAAUAAUUUUGUAAAUUUGUUAAACAAGAUUAAUUGUAAAAUAAACAGAAGUAAUUUGAUUAUUUAAAAGAAAUUUUUUAAAAGUAAUUUUAAAUGUUAAUUUAGGAAAUUGUUUAUUGAAAUGAGUGAUUAGGAGAAAUUAGAAUUCUUAGAUCAUCCUAAACCAAAAAGUUUACCAUUACUUACAGAAAUUUUAGUCUAAUCAAAUAUAGAAGAUCUGAAAACAUAAUUUAAAGAAUAGCCCUUUAUUAAAUCUGGAGGUUAUUCUGAGAUUAGAAAAAUUGAAUUAUGUAAACUUAAAUUUUAUAUUAGCAUAUAAUAUAAUUGACUAUAAAUAAACAAUUUGUCGUUCUCUUGCAGUAAAAACAAAUAAAAUAGUCAAUUAUGAGAAAAAUAAUUAAAAUAAAGUUAAAAAGGAACUUGAGAUUCUAAAGCAAUUGAGUAAAACAACCAAAAAAGCCACAGGGGAAGGAAAUAUAGUUACAUGUUACUAUGAUUAAAAAUUAGAAAAUGAUUGUUAUUUCAUGGAGUUUUACAAUAAUGGUUCAUUGGAAUAAUAUGCUAGUUCUAGGUCAAUAGUUUUAAGUUUGAGAACAAAAUUGUUUAUUUUAGCUGGAAUCAUUAAUGGAAUAGAUUUUCUUCAUCUUAAUGGAAUAGCUCAUUUGGAUUUAAAAUUGGGAAAUAUUUUAAUUUAAAAAUAAUUGAUUCCUAAAAUAUGUGAUUUUGGAGAAGCUAAAUCAUUUGAAGAAUUGAAUCAAAAUAAAAUGAACUUUUCUCGUACUUUGCCUUAUGCAGCUCCAGAAUUAUAUAAUGAUUAUAAGAUAUCUCCUGCUUUUGAUAUCUUUUCUUUUGGCAUACUAAUGUGUAAUUUGAUUUUUGAAUAAUAACCUUUUGUAAUAAUUAAAUCUAUGAUAGAAUUAUAACCCUGACGAUUUAUCUAAUCUAGAAUAGAGAUUCAAAUCAAACACAUACGCUAUUAAAUAGAAUUUGUUUAGACAAAUCAAAUAAGGCCCAAAAAAAAUAAUGAAAAUGAUACUUCAUUUAAUUGUUCUUUGUCUUUAACCAGAUCCAGAAAUAAGACCAAAACCAAAGUGGAUAUUAUCUAUAUUAUGGAAAAUAAUAAGUUUUAUAGAUAACUUUUGA